UGUUUACUAUUAGAACAGCUGAAAGUUUCGCACAUUCCAGUAAAAUUUUAGUGUUGUGACUUGUGGUUGGGAAUAGUCAAGUAAACUAUGCUGCAGCUCUCUUCAAUUUAGAUAAUUCAUCCUGAAAUAAUGUUAGUGGGAUGCCGUCAACCGUGACUGCCUCUCGUAGGCACAGCGAGAGUAGCGACGACCAAUUGAACAAUGAAGAGUGUCCUUCACAAAUACCAAUUGAUGAUUCGCGCGCUUUGGAUAGCGACACCUGCUAUACAACUAGUUGUGGCCGCAAUUCUUCUGAUGCAUCAUCUGCAAACAGUUCUUCAUUUUCUACUCCUGAACACUCAACAAGGCUGGAGAAAUUUGAUGAAAGAGAAAACUGUAACGAGCUCUCUUCACAGUCAACAAAUUUUUCACAAGACAAUGCAGAAGAGAGCACAUUCUUGUUUUUUAAAUUCAAAAGAAAAAAUAGAUUGAUAGCUUACCAAUUUCUCAAGAAAUUACGCAUACAUCUAAUAAUGUGGCUCAAGUUUGUAUUAUCUGCUCUUCUAGUCCUUGCCACCAUACAAUUUAGUUUCCCUCAGUCUCCUCAUCAAGUGGUGCCCCAUCCAUUCUUUCCAUCACACACUCUGGUCAAGGAUUUCUACCAGGGUGACCUUCAGCUGCUGGCAGAGCAUCUCCAGUACUCUGACUUGGCUCUUGUGAUGUACUACGCUCCAUGGGAUCGUGAAAGUCAGCUUGCUAGGACGCAGUUUGCUCAUGCUGCUCGCAUUCUUCACAAUCAGGUUGUGUUCUGUGCAAUAAACUGCUGGCAGCCAGACAGCUUUUGCCGUCUGAACCACAAAGUAACCAGCUUCCCAGCUAUUGUGUUACAUGUCAACACUGGAGCCCUAAAAGGUUCUAUUCUGCGAGAGAGCCGUGCCUUUCCCUAUAAUGGCCCUAUUGUCUCUGAACAUUUAGUGAGAUUUCUUACGGCGGCAUUAAGGCCUUACCAACAUGUACCUGACCGCAAGCAUCUUGCAAGUCUUCAGCUUACUCAUUCAGCCGUGAUGCUGACGUACAUUCACGGAAUCUAUGACACUGAGUAUCUGGGGUCUGAUGAUGCGGCCACAUAUCGCGCGGAGCAGCAAUUUGCGUUUUGGUAUCGAGCAUCACUGCACUGGCUGGAUUAUGACAAGCGAGCUGAGGUGACCUGGGCUGUGAUCACGACCCCUAAGCUUGCAGGCGAGCUCGGCAUCAUCAACUCCUCAGCAUCUGAGGACGUGAGGCCCACGUCUGGCUUGCCUCCCAUUCGAAUGUUGAUGGCUGAUGUCAACUAUGAAUUUAAUGGUACAUUGAAGAACUCAAGGGAGCCAAAACCUCUUCUAGAGUGGGUGAUGAGCCAGCUGCUAGGCACUGCUGGCUGGCUGGAGGUGUCCGGCGCAAAGAGCUCCGUGUUGAACGCAUUCUUGCACCGUGGACCUUCGCUGCUAGUCUUCACUCCUGAUUAUCCUCAACAAACUCACAAUUCCUAUUUCGAUGUUGUGCGUGGGCUGUGGCUUCAGUACAGCACUUGUGCGCCUGUGAAUGUGUCGGUUCAAGACACUCGGGCAGGCAGAAUGGCUAGGUUCUUAUUGGACAGUGCGACGCGACACUCCGCUAACCUCGCCAUUGCCAGGGCUGAUUGUACUCGUCAUAGCAGCUUCUACACUUACGGUUUGGGCGACACUCUAGCAACCGAAGUUGCAUCGUCCGCUGCUUGCUCUACUCUCGACAGCCCUGAUACGUCCAGCGUGCAGUCUGAUCACUGUCAAAACGGCCACUUCACGUGCCAUCCUUUCAUGCCCUUCUUCGUGAAGCCUGGCAGUGGAGGCGUUGGUGAGCUUGUGUGGUCGCUGGUGGGUGAUGCUUGUCAAUCUCUAUUCGGGUUCAAUGCCCCUACUUCAAAACACGCUCCACCGCCAUGCUCAUCCAGCUCCCUGCGCCCCUCCAACACCUCAAACCCUACUACCUCUCCGCCCCUCGUAUCGCCAUCGCUAUUUCAACGGUCAGAGGGCGGCGUGGUGGACGAGCGCGUGCAGGAGCUGCAGCAGUGGCAGCAGGAGGAGGCAUGCAGGCGCCUCAGGACCUCUCACCACCACGAACCUCAGGCAGACGCAGCACCACAUGCCGCUACCCUCGGCGUCUUCGCCGGUCACGCGUGCAUCAGCAACAGGACGCUCAAGUUCGGUGUUAUAGACUCGAAGCUGCACGCUGACAUGGCGGUCCGCUGGGGCCUUAACAAGACAACGACUCGGCAGAAGAAUGGCGCAGUGCUGGUUGAUCUUGAGCGAGAGACUCACUAUGUGCUGGACGCCGACUUAUCUGCAGCUUCUCUCGCGGCCUUCGUCGCUAACUUCACUCAGGGACUGUUGGACAGAGUCGAGCUCACCCGACCUCCGGUAAGCCACUACCGUAGCGACUACUCAGAUGACUUCGCUCCUGUUGCUGUGUCAGUGGAGCAGUCGGUGUUGUCGUCACUGCGGCGGUACGGCCGUAGUUCCUCUUCUGGUAACAUUGAUGAUGAAAACGAGAGUGAAUUGUCGCUUGAUGGCAAACUGCAAGGCUCCGUUGUAUUGGAUGCAAGCGUGAACACAGCAUCUAAACGUUCGACGGCCGGAACAACGGCCGAUAGUGGGACACGUGUGCUCGAAAAACAAGAUGAUUCAAUUGUUGAAGAAGAAGAGAGCGGGAAUGGAGCAGAAGCAUACAAAGAAUGGACAGAAGCUUCGUCGAAAAGCAUGAGAAAUGACAGUGGAGGCCACGGUCAAGAAGUUUCCAUACGCGAGCUCACGUCUGACACUUACUUGAACUUCACACAUACGCCUGGCAAAGGAGUGUUGGUACUCCACUACAGCCGCAGCUGCGCCUUUUGCACAUCAGUCUCUCACGUCCUCCUGACCGUGGCGACGCACUUCGCUGAUCUAGCCCUGCAGACGAAGGAAAGCAAGUGGAAAGGGAUUAGCUUCGCUCGUAUAGACAUGUCGUCUAACACAUUACCGUGGCACCUCAACUUCGAUCUACUGCCCACUUUUAUCUAUUACCCUCCAUUCACCAAAAGCAGCUCGCGUGUGCUGGACGCCCGCGUGCCGCUGACGGUUGGUAACCUCAUGCGCUUUGUAGCAACGCAGCUCAGCCCACGUCUGCGUACCAGGCUUGCAUUGACCGGCUGCUCGUCGUCGUGUUACGAAGCCAUCGAAUCUCAAGUUCCCUUUUUGAAGUCUCAUCUAAAGAAUCGACUGCGCAAGGUGUCGGCUCGCUUGCUACGGGUCACUGAAGCCUUGACUCGUGCCCAGUUAGACGCAAGCCUAGAGGAAAAUAUACCAGGAAUGUCAUCAUGGGAUGCCCCAAAUCCCAUAAAUUCUCCUCUUAAUUCCGUUGUUGGCGAAUAUGGAAGUGAAAAUACAUUAGAGGAAGAAUUGCAUCAGGUACCAGUUCAAAGCGAGAAUCUUAAUGCAGCUCAAGCCUCAACGCCCCUCAAUCGCUUGGAGAUGCUGUACCUGACUAGAGCUGCUCUCACGGACGAGCUCACAUCACUCAGGUCGCGCGCCCAGUACCUCGAUAUCUUGCACAAGUCGCUGGAGCAGCGCACUCUUGGAGAUGGGAGCACAGAUACACCAUGGUUUUUCUGGGCCUCAUUGCCGCUAACGUCCUGACGGCAUAUAGUCAUUGGACAUCAUCGAGUGCAAACCACACUCAGUUCAUCAUAACGCUAUGCCAAUGCUGAUAUUUUUAGCGUUACCUACAUUCGAGUGGUAAUGGAUGCUUAGUUUUCCUUACUGGGAGAUACAAAGCCGUCCUUGCCCAAUAUUUCCAAUAGCUCAUUUGGACAGUUUCCCUAAUAGAGAUCCAUUACGAGUCUGUGAUUGAACUUACGGUUUCUGGCUUGAUGCCCGUAAAUUUCUCUUCUUUGUUUUGACUGAAAAUCUUCUGAGUGAAGCUGCCACAAAUCAUUGUGCAGUUGUAUGGAGCACGAAAUAUAUACUGACAUACCUCUAGAUAUUUUUUCUGAUUCGGAUGCUGCUUCUUCUUGCUAUCGGCGGCUGAAGGAUCAACAAUCAAUUUAUGUUGGAAAAAAUAUUUUUUGUUUCUUUUAUAUUCUUCAGUUUUCGUUGUCAAUGGGUGUUUUUAGACAACGGAAAUUACUCGUCUUAGGCUGAUUAAUAAUGGUAAUCUUGAGCAAAUUGAAAGAUGUUAUAUUUUGAGAACCAAUGUUCGUCAAACUAUUCAUUUGUGGCGUAGUUUUUGUCCGAAUUGCUGAAUCUAAACAAUCGUAGUCGGUUAACCGCUUGCUAAUUGUCAAAUCGAUAGUGCCUAAGCGGUGAGUGUCACCGCGCUUCUUACGUCCAAUAAAUUCAAAUUCGGUUUGAUUCAAAUGAAUAUUUGCCUCUGACUAUUUUCUUCUGUUUGAACAUUUGAUUGUGUGCUGGGUGAAUCUUCCUCUACUAUGAUUUAAUAUGCAUGAAAAGCUACGAAGUAAUCGCAUCAAGUUUCACAAGAAUUGUCGAAAACAGCACAGUGCUGCAGUAGGAAUAUAUGGUACUCCAGAGAUAAGUUACUUGGUGCUACAUUUUUCAGUAUCAUGUAUUCAUAUUUUUGAGUUAUAUUUAUUAUCCAUUCAGUAGUGGACAUUUAUAGAUAUUAUUUAUCACUUGCACUCAUUUAUGAUAACGGUACACGCGUAGUAACCUCUCUGCCGCUUUCUUGAAACAUCUCCGAAACCUUCUACCGUGGCGUUUUAAUAAUGUAGUCUUAGCUUCUUGGUUUUGUCAGCUUUGAAUUCGCUGAUACAUAUUUUUGCAACUUAUUCGUGUUCAAGUUAUCGUUAGCAAGAAGCUCGUGUCGAACUUUUCGUUGCUAUGUUGCCAAUUGCUAUCCUCAAACCAGCUUUUUCGGGAAUAUUUCGGCAUCAUUAACCGUCAUCUAACAGCAGAAUUCUCCCGCGCCGUCGAUUAAAAUCUUCAUAAUGAUCAGCCGAUUUUAUUAUUAAUAGAAGUUACAGGAUUUAAACUACAAUCUUGUGAAAUAUUGCUUAAUAAUUUUAGUUGCAUCCACUGUUUUAGCAACUUUUGUCAUGUUUGAAAUGCUCAAGAAUUCGGGGAAUUGAACACUAUUUUCAUGCUCUAAAAAUGAGCUGUGGUAGCGUGCUACUGUCAGCAGAAGAAUCCUGAACCUUACAGUAGCGAUAAACUGUACAGUUUGCGUCGGAGUAAUUCUUUUCUGUAUCCUUAUACAUCCUCAAACUUCAUGGGUAUCUACUAAGUAUUUAUUCGUAGAGGAAAUGAUGUUUAUGAUUGUUAAGUAAUCGGCGACAUACGUCAUGUCCUUCGAUGUAGUGGAGUGAGUUUUAUAUUUUCUUAGUCGUUUAUUGUUGAAGAAAAUUUAUGAUUUUUAUUUUGUUUUUGCGUGAUAAACUGUGAUACGCACCGUCAAUAUAAAGCCUGAAGUCGUA
This is a messenger RNA of Hyalella azteca, 5464 nucleotides long. RefSeq names its product thioredoxin domain-containing protein 11. The transcript is spliced from 18 exons. The record is from RefSeq and is a predicted model, not a curated record. Lineage: Eukaryota; Metazoa; Arthropoda; Malacostraca; Amphipoda; Hyalellidae. Bases 141 to 3668 code for a protein of 1175 amino acids.